Molecule: messenger RNA, 3597 nt
Organism: Amoebophrya sp. A25
Lineage: Eukaryota; Dinophyceae; Syndiniales; Amoebophryaceae
Source: the annotation of a GenBank genome assembly
CGCAGCUUGGUGUACACAGCGCCAACUUCAGGAGGAAAAUCGCUAGUGGCUGACAUUCUGAUGAUGCGUCGACUACUUUACCAAGGGAAACGAGCCUUGGUUUUGUUGUUAUGUUCUUCAUUUAAGUAGUUAGUUUUAUUUUCGCACAUCAUUUAUUUUCCUGACUACAAGCAAGAACUUGUGGAGGUAGCGGUCAUAUGCAGUACCUGUAAAAUCAUGCAGCGCGGUCUUCAAAUGAAGACUAUUUACUAGAUGAUUUGGAUAUUGGCCUGCUGGGUGACGAAUAUUACGAAAAGGUCAACGAUGAAUUCUUUCAUUAUCUAAAAUCCCCCUUCGUCUCCAUUUGCAACGAGAAAGUAACGGCUCUACAGCGUGUCUGGGGUGAGAUUGUGCGAGUACAGGGCUUUUUCGGACCUAACCAAAGCGGAAACUGGCAUCCCAGUGUAGACGUUGCCGUUUGUACCUACGAAAAAGCCAAUGUCUUGAUCAGUAAGUGGAUCGAGGAAGACACGUUGGGACAAAUUGGAACGCUCGUUAUUUUAAGGCCUCUCGCAGCUCUAACCCAUCUUCACACAUUUUUUGAAAAUCUGAUCCAUCUCCACAUGAUCGUCGUCCCGAAGCAUUUUCAUCAAAGCUUCUGGUGAGGCUGUCUCAUAUUAAGAGUACUAAACUACUAAAACCAUAACCAUAAGAGUACUAAACCUAAAACCAUAUCAGAACUUGUCUCUACGGGUGCUAUGGACAACACUACCAGGGACGUACACAUGAGAUGAUGCAUCAUGAUGAACCACCCCGCCAAAGUAGACCAUUUUUAGGGUCGGAUGUCCUCGGUCGUGAGCUCCAAUCACAGACGAACUACAUAUGGUUUCGGAUCCCGACCGAGGAUAUAUCCUCGAGCUGAUUCUCACAAAAGUUCGAUUGUAUCAGAGAAGAUACGAGAAGUUGAAGGCACUCGCUGCCAGAACAAACCGAGAUAUGGAGAUCUUGGAUGUGAAGAACUCUUCGAUUUAUGAGGAGAAGAACAACAGCAGGAUGAUUACUCAUACUCAUGCUUCAUCUCAAGUACAAGCUCAAAAACCUCCUUUGCAACUAUAUUCCAGCUUUCACGUAAUCGACAUUAGAUUAAUAAUGAGCCUUGUUCUACCAUGAUUGUUGACGAGUAUGAGAAGUAAUGAUUCAAUAUUGUUGUCUUUUCAUACUUCGGCAAAUACAGUCACUCCGUUUGAGGCAACCCGCGACGUGGACUUGCAGAUAAUCGGCUUAUCAGCUACACUGCCAGAUGUUCCGACUAUUGCGCAAUGGUUAGGUGCAGGACUUUACGAGACGAAGUUCAGACCCGUUUCCCUCGGUUACAAGGUGCAGUUCAACAAGAGGGUCUACUCCUUUGAUGGCAGUGAUAUCGAGGCAUAUAAGAAUCGAAGUACCGCUUUUCUUGCUUCGAAUGUUGCACAUGAGAAGAGGCCGCGAGAUGAAGGUCAAGAUGGUGGAAGCGAAACGUCAGAUCUUCAGAAGCGCAGACGCCUUGACAUGACAGGAGAACCUGCUGUUGGUGAUGAAGCGGGAGCAGUGGACGAGAAUCAAGCUAAGAACACAACAACCUCAGCGACGACUGGUAAGGUUGUUGUACGAGGGCUCUUUAUUCCAGCAGCCGCGACCUCUGGAAUUGGUGAAACUGAUAUAGUUAAAAAUAUCGCACCAGCAGAAGCAGAACGCCUCGGCGAAGGGACUGCCUCCGAUAGCACCCGACAACAAGCAAAACCAAAAUCAAACCUCGAGCAAAGAGUGGUUUAUCCGACCAAGCUUUUCGCUUCCCCUCCAAAAACAGGAGGUACGCAUGGCCGCAUUUUAUCGAACCUCCCUCCUUUGACAAGCGCGACAACAGCAGGCCCUUCAGGUGGGGGUCCUGCGUCACUGGUAAUACAACAAGGACAACAUCAAGAUCACGUAUCAUCUCCAGACUUAUUUUUAGCCUUUUCCAAGGAAGGAGUAACAGGGAAGGCUCUCGAUCUGCUUUUCCAGAGGGAUACAGACGGCGUUUCCACCUGCAUUUUCGAAGCCAUGUGUAAAAAUGAGUCGACCUUAUCCUUCUGUUCUUCCAAGAACUGGUGUGAAUCUCAAGCAUUGAAGAUUGCUGAAAAUGUAAGAGAACACGUUUUGCCGAAUAAGACGCCUACGACUACCACAGGAGAACUACAACAGCCGGAGAAUAUCCUCGAUGCUAUGGAAAUGGCGCUAUUGGAGUAUGAGGAAAGGUGUCGCGAAGGGAUCCGCAAAUACGAAGCAGAUCUCAAAGUUGUGUCUGCUUUGGCCGAGAAGCAAGGUGAUAAUUAAGGCUACCGCUGAAGCAUCUGCAUCCUCAAAACGAUUCUUGGCCCUUUGUUUCUUUUGCCAUUUGAAAAAGGGCCAAGGUUGGUUGUAGUCACAGGUGCAAACGUGGUUGCUCUAAGAUGAAGGUAGGGCACGAAGCUACACCAUACAGACUUUCACGGAUGCCGGUGACUGCAGUAUGUCACCCCAGAACCAAGCUGCUCUAGAAGCCUUAGUUUUGGGCAAAGUGCAUGGGAGUGACGCGCAUAGACUGAAUAACUUUCCGAAAUCGCCGAAAUUGAGGCAAAAACUCGGCAUUAUAUUCGAGGACGUGGAAGGUGAGGAGAACGAUGCGCCCGCAAACGACGCAGCAGAUUUGGCUUUAGGGUCUGGAGGUGUGAAUGGAGUAGACAAAGAAGAACUACGCGCUCAUAUUCGCUCUUGUAUCUCAUGCCUACCACCUGAGCCAGGCAUCGUGAGACUAGUCGCCAAUGCCUCCUACGGGACAACAAGUUCAAGGACUAGUAGAACGCAGAAAAACUACAUCAACACUUCUACAACUUCUUCUUUCUCUUCUUCACCAUCUGCAUCUUCUCCCACAUCAAGAGCAUCCGCCGCUGCGCAACAGCUGUUGUUAGAGAAGAUUCAAUCCCGCGUCGCCGCUGGACGGUUGUUGUUUGCGCGUCGUCGAGUAUUAUUGAACAAGCUGCGGAAGUGCGCCGCGGGUUUGGAUGACACCUUGGCUCAGACCAUUCCUUUUGGCGUCGCUUAUCAUCAUGCUGGUCUGCUAGUGGAAGAGCGAGCGAUAUUAGAGCAUGCCUUUCGGGAACGCACAAUCUUAACCUUCUGCUGUACGACGACUCUGGCAGCGGGUGUAAACUUGCCGUGUAGAAGAGUGUUGCUUACGAUGGAUGUUGAAUCUACUGUGUUAAUGAUAAUGAAGCGUUAACGACGAAAUAAUUUGACCAGAUUAUAAUCUACUUAAGUACGUUGAUUCUUCUACUUGAUCUUCAACGAAUUGAUAAUUACAACUUCCGUCUUCAAAGCGAAAGAUUUGAUUAAUACCACAGGCACACCCAGGAUGCACUUUCUAAUCUCCUACGAAGCACCAGAACGGGACCGGCGACGGUAGAACUAUCACGAUUCCUGCAAAUUGUAGGGCGCGCGGGUCGUGCUGGCUACGACGAUGCAGGAGAGUGUAUAGUGUGGGCACAAGACAAACGGGAGCUCAAGGUCGUCACGGAGCUGCUCACAGGAACGCUUCCGCCUUUGGAGUCAGCCUUAACUGGU